GGUAAAGCUCAAAAGUUAAGCCGACACAUUGCUUCACUGAGACACCAAACGACCCACCUCGCCUUCUUUCUCUCCGUCUCUUGAGAGUUUGCAACAGAAGCAAAGAAGAGUAGCAAUGGCAAUGACCACAUGGGUUCUUUUGGCUUCUCUUCUUGUUGUCUCUGUUUCUGCUGCUACUCAAAUGAAAGUUACUAAUAACCCUGCGGAUGAGUUAGUGGCUGUGCUUAACGCUAAUAGAACUGCACACAAAUCACCUUCCCUCUAUGACAACCCUGGAUUGGCCUGCAUUGCCUUGCAGUACAUAAAAGCGUACGAAGGUGACUGCGGUGCUGUAGGAGGUCCAGAUGCCAAGAAGCCAGCUGAUUCUGAGUUUGUUGAAGCUUUUGCUCCAACCUGUGGUGUUCAAGUCUCAACCCUCUCCCCAAUCACCGGUCGUUUACUUGGCUGCGAGACUAAAUAUGUCCCUGCUGCCGAAGCGUUUUCAAACAUUUUGAUUGAAAGCAAUAAGAGCUUGGACAUUCUCUACAAUAAGAACCACACUGAAGUCGGAGCUGCUGUGAGUGGCAGUGAUGGUGGUUCUCCAUAUUUCUGGUGUGUGUUGUUCAGCGGCGGCAAAACUAACAGCAGCUUUGUUCCCGAGGAAGGUGAGGUUAAGACAACAAGACCUGGGUGCUUUAGUGGUGCGAAUGAUGACUGCAAUGGCGCUUAUGAUUGGUCUAGAAGGAGUCGUGUGUGGGCAUUUUUCACCACAGCUCUGAUUGCAAUGGGGUUUGCCUUGGGGUUAUAAUGAUGUUGUAUGAGAAUCUGGACUGGUUUCCACUUAAUUUGGGGCCUUUUUUUUGUUCUGAUGUAUUAACAGGCAAGGCCUUUGUAGUCUGUUCUGUGUUUCUCGCUUUCAAUGUAAGUGUAACUGCGAGAUUAAUGCCAUUCAUGCUAUUCUGUUCUGUUUUGUGUCCUUGCUAACCAAGCUUUACCUCUUUUUCCAGUGUGUGCGUCUGUACAUAA
Fragaria vesca subsp. vesca is the source of this 1005-nucleotide messenger RNA. RefSeq lists its product as uncharacterized. The coding region runs from base 116 to 787 and encodes 223 amino acids. The record is from RefSeq and is a predicted model, not a curated record. The transcript is spliced from 2 exons. NCBI's taxonomy places the organism in Eukaryota, Viridiplantae, Streptophyta, Magnoliopsida, Rosales, Rosaceae.